Molecule: messenger RNA, 1879 nt
Organism: Elaeis guineensis (African oil palm)
Lineage: Eukaryota; Viridiplantae; Streptophyta; Magnoliopsida; Arecales; Arecaceae
Product: dihydropyrimidinase
Biological process (GO): pyrimidine nucleobase catabolic process
Cellular component (GO): cytoplasm; cytosol
Molecular function (GO): dihydropyrimidinase activity
Source: RefSeq, a predicted model, not a curated record
AUGGCGGUGGAACGCAACCUCCCAUGGAAGACGUCGAGAGAGACGAAAUCCAUCGUGUCGAUCAACCGCCCCGAGCUCUUGCUUCUUCUUCUCCUUCUCUCUUUCCCUCGCUCGAUCUCCGAGCUGAAUCAGAUGCAAGGCUACUGUGCCGUUGCAAGCGAUUCGGAGUGUAGUCGGUCGUUUACGAAGAUCUUGAUCAAGGAAGGGACCGUAGUAAACGCUCAUCAUAAGGAGGUCGCCGAUGUCUAUAUCGAGGACGGGGUCAUUGUUUCUGUGAGACCUAAUAUCAAGGUUGGAGAUGAUGUGAAAAUACUUGAUGCAACUGGGAAGUAUGUCAUGCCAGGCGGCAUCGAUCCUCACACUCACCUAGAGAUGGAGUUUAUGGGAACUGUGACAAUAGAUGACUUUUUCACUGGUCAAGCUGCUGCAUUAGCAGGGGGAACAACCAUGCACAUUGACUUUGUUAUCCCAGUUAAUGGAAGUUUAUCUGCAGGUUUUGAAUCCUAUAAAAACAAAGCAAAAAAGGCAGUAAUGGACUACGGUUUUCAUAUGGCCAUCAUAAAAUGGGAUGAAGAAGUUGCAAAAGAAAUGGAGCUAAUGGUUAAAGAGAAUGGGAUCAACUCUUUUAAAUUCUUUAUGGCAUACAAAGGAUCAUUAAUGGUCAACGAUGAGCUUUUAAUGCAAGGCUUGGAAAAAUGCAAGUCUCUUGGUGCAUUGGCCAUGGUUCAUGCAGAAAAUGGAGAUGGUGUUGCUGAAGGACAAAAAAGAAUGAUAGAUCUUGGCAUAACAGGUCCAGAGGGACAUGCACUUUCAAGGCCUCCAGUGUUGGAAGGAGAAGCAACUGCAAGAGCUAUUCAUUUGGCAAGUUUUGUCAAUACACCCUUAUAUGUGGUUCAUGUGAUGAGCAUCAAUGCCAUGGAGGAGAUUGCGAAGGCUAGAAAAGCAGGGCAAAGGGUUAUCGGCGAACCUGUAGUUUCUGGUCUAGUACUUGAUGAUUCUUGGCUUUGGGAUCCUGAUUUUACUACUGCUGCAAAAUAUGUAAUGAGUCCCCCAAUAAGGAAAGCAGGACAUGAUAAAGCCCUUCAAUCUGCACUUUCAACAGGAAUUCUGCAGCUUGUAGGAACUGACCAUUGCACCUUCAACUCCACACAGAAAGCUUUUGGUUUUGAUGACUUCCGGAAAAUUCCCAAUGGUGUCAAUGGUAUAGAGGAAAGGAUGCAUUUAAUUUGGGAUACAAUGGUGGUGUCUGGCCAAAUAUCUGUUACAGAUUAUGUACGGAUAACAAGCACUGAAUGUGCUAGAAUUUUCAAUAUAUACCCAAGAAAGGGAGCAAUACUGGAAGGAUCUGAUGCUGAUAUAAUUAUACUAAACCCCAAUGCAAGCUUCAAAGUAACUGCUGCUUCUCAUCAUUCUAAAUCCGAUACAAAUGUGUAUGAUGGGAGGACAGGGAAGGGUAAAGUAGAGGUGACAAUUUCAGGAGGACGAGUAGUCUGGGAAGAUGGCAUGCUGAACGUUAUGCCUGGUUCUGGCAAGUACAUCAGAAUGGCACCUUAUGGUUAUCUCUUUGAUGGGAUUGAGAAGGCAGAUGCUGCAUAUCUGGCUUCCCUUCGUGCUCCUGUUCAGCGGACCAAAGCUGCAGCCUAGGGUUAUAUUUCCUAUUGUCUUGAUAAUUUUAUCAAUAAUAGAAGAUACUCCCAAAUAAGGUGCAUGAAUAGAAUGGAAGCUGUUAUUAGGACAUUGUGUAUGUUAGAUGCGUGAUGUGUAAUGUUGAGAUAAUCAAGCAAAUCAUAAUGUUUCUAUUAACUGUCUGUAUAUAUAUAAGCACUUAACAUUACACUUGUGCAUGUAAAUAAAUUUAUAGAUGUGCCAAUACCCUUAA